This is a messenger RNA of Dendrobium catenatum, 1031 nucleotides long. RefSeq names its product mRNA turnover protein 4 homolog. Gene Ontology annotation, cellular component: preribosome, large subunit precursor; nucleolus. Bases 88 to 777 code for a protein of 229 amino acids. NCBI's taxonomy places the organism in Eukaryota, Viridiplantae, Streptophyta, Magnoliopsida, Asparagales, Orchidaceae. The record is from RefSeq and is a predicted model, not a curated record. The transcript is spliced from 8 exons. Gene Ontology annotation, biological process: rRNA processing; ribosomal large subunit biogenesis; ribosomal large subunit assembly. Gene Ontology annotation, molecular function: RNA binding.
CGAAACUCAGCCGAGAUGACGGCGGUUUGAGAGCUGCCGUGGCUCCGGCGAUCCCAUCGUAAACGAUUUAAUUCCUACGCUAGCAAGAUGCCUAAGUCAAAGCGCAACCGUCCCGUGACUCUUUCAAAAACCAAGAAGAAGGGGAGAGAACACAAGGAAGUCAUCGUGAAUUCCAUAAGACAAGCUCUGGAAGGUUAUAGCUCCGCUUACGUCUUCAGCUUUGAGAAUAUGAGGAAUCAGAAGUUGAAGGAGCUCAGGGAACAGCUCAAGCCAAGCAGCAGAUUUUUUCUUGGAUCCAACAAAGUCAUGCAAGUUUCUUUGGGCCGCUCUGCAGCUGAUGAGGUUAAGCCUGGCAUUCACAAGCUUGCCAAGUUCCUCCAUGGUGAUUCUGGACUGUUUUUUACUAAGCUUCCAAAGGAGGAGGUUGAGAGGUUGUUUAAACAAUUUGAAGAGCAUGACUUUUCUAGGGCAGGCAGCAUUGCAACUGAAAAGGUGGAACUGAAAGAGGGUCCUUUGGAGCAUUUCAGUCAUGAGAUGGAACCAUUUCUUAGAAAACUAGGUCUGCCAAUUCGCUUGAACAAAGGAGUUAUAGAAUUGGUUUCUGACUACAUUGUUUGUGAAGAAGGGCAGCACUUAUCUCCUGAAUCUGCUCGUACAUUGAGGUUGCUUGGGAUCAAAAUGGCUACUUUUCAUCUCCAUCUCAUUUGCAGGUGGAGCUCUGAUGAUUUUGAAGUUUAUAGAGAAGCAUUGAAACUCUCUGACAAUGAGUCUUCCUGAAAUACACCAUCAACAAAGCCAACUAUACUUUGUUUAGCCUUCACUUAAGCCCCAGGGUGCAAUUUUGUUUCUGUUAUUCUGUUUGUAGAGGGAGUUGCAGGUUUUUUUAGAACUGAGUUGUGGCCAUUUAUGCAUGAAAUUUUAAUCUUUUUUCUUGUAAUGGGUUAGGAAAUAUUUAUAUCAUUUACAUUAAUUAGUGACAGAUAAUGACAUCAUAUAUUUAUGGUUUGAUAACUUAUUGAGAUGUUUGGUUC